Dentiscutata erythropus is the source of this 843-nucleotide messenger RNA. Lineage: Eukaryota; Fungi; Glomeromycota; Glomeromycetes; Diversisporales; Gigasporaceae. The record is from the annotation of a GenBank genome assembly.
AUGGCUCAACGUAAUCCUCCGAACCUGGUUAAUCCACCUGCAGCUUGUGAAGAUAACAUAAAUCGAUCCCUUAAUAUUUUAUUUAAAUUACCUAGCAAUUCGGCCUCAUUCAUUAACCCUAGUCUUAAAUUAAUUGAACCUUUAACUAGUAAAGCAUCACGUUCUAUUUCACCUAUUACUAUUCCUCCUGUUAAUCAAAAUAAUAGUAACUGUUAUAAUACCCAAAUUAAUAAUAUAGUUUUCACAAAACUUGAUAAUAAUACUUUACUCUCAACUCCUGUAGUAUCUGAGCUCUUUGAAGAAUUAAGGCAUUAUACGUCUCAACUUAAAACCCAAUUGGGUUGCUUCUCUAAUACUUUAAAAAAUUUAAACUUUAUUCCUAGUAAUUCAUCUACUUCAUCUUUAGUUGUAAUUCCAGAAAAAACUUUCCUUGACAUUCUUCAACCCUUACCUUUAAACUAUAUUCAUAAAGAAAUACCUUUAUAUUUACCCAAUUCAAAUAAUCCUCUUCCUUUAGUUUAUUAUGACACAAUGACUUCUAGUAGCGAUGCCUCACCUUUUCAUAAUAAAAAUUCACUUAAUAAUAUGCAUGUUACUAGCCCUUCUAAUAACCAACAACAAUUUUUAACUAAUACUAACCCUAUUAAGAAAAGAAAAAUUCCAAAGUAUAAGUAUAAUGAGAACAAUUCUGAUGCCGAUAGUGAAAUCAACAAAAUUCAAAGACUGACUAAGCUAAAGAAAGAAAAACUUAAGUCUCCUUUCACUAAGUGCUUAUACAACUUGACUGGAAAUGCUUAUUUUCGGGAAGAGAAAAUUAAGCUGGACCUUCGUGGUUAUAUCUGA